Molecule: messenger RNA, 1447 nt
Organism: Oryza brachyantha (malo sina)
Lineage: Eukaryota; Viridiplantae; Streptophyta; Magnoliopsida; Poales; Poaceae
Exons: 2
Coding region: 14-1204 (396 amino acids)
Source: RefSeq, a predicted model, not a curated record
AGCAGGGGGCAGAAUGAGAGCGGCGGUAAGCGCACCGCCUCCCCACAGCUGCUACUCCCGCCGCCGCGCCACUCUACUGGACGCGCGCCAUGUGCUCGACCAUAUGCCGCAGAGGCGCGCGCCGCCCCGGGCCGCCGGCCUGCGCGCCCCGUCGGCGUCCGCAUCCGCAUCCGCGGCCACCCGGAGGCCGCCGCCGCAGCCGCGCGUGGCCGUGCGCGCCGCCGCCUGCCCCGCCGCUUCAGUUCAUUAUUUGUUCAGGACACUCCUUCCAAUUCCAACAGCCUUUCGCUCAACACCUCGUGUGCGCCUAAACUCACCUUCAUUCUUGCCAUCAAGACGAAAUUUUGAAGGCUAUAUUCCUCAGAGCUGCUCAGGUCCAUCAUUGCAGAUCUAUAGCCGGUCAUCCCUGCUAUCUCUCUCACCGUCUUCAGCUCUGAUGGUGUCCUCCCAGCUCUCCUCUUCUGACGUUGCUCAACGGUCAGAGGAAUGGUUUGCUCUCCGCAAGGACAAGCUCACCACAAGCACCUUCAGCACUGCCUUGGGCUUCUGGGCUGGCAAUAGGCGGUCAGAGCUGUGGAAUGAGAAAGUUUUUGGAUCAACAGAAAUCAAGUUGGAGGAUGCAGCGAGGUCUGCCAUGAACUGGGGUACGGUAAAUGAAAGUGUAGCUAUAGAGCAGUACACAAGCAUCACUGGACGCUUGGUAGGCUCCCUUGGCUUCGCAGUGCACACUGAGGCCAAUUCUGGGUGGCUCGGAGCUUCACCUGAUGGCGUUCUGGGGUGUGACCCAGACGGUGGGAUCCUAGAAGUCAAGUGUCCAUUCAACAAGGGUAAGCCUGAGCUCGCUCUGCCAUGGCGUGCUAUGCCAUACUACUACAUGCCGCAGGUGCAGGGCCUGAUGGAGAUAAUGGACAGAGACUGGGUCGAACUCUACUGUUGGACUCCCAACGGAAGCAGCCUGUUCCGAGUGCCCCGAGAUCGUGGGUACUGGGAGCUCAUCCAUGAAGUCCUUCGUGAUUUCUGGUGGGGGAAUGUGAUGCCAGCAAGGGAGCUGGUGCUGGUUGGUAAGGAGGCCGAAGCUAGAUCGUUUGAGCCACAGCCCAAGCACCGGCUGACAAACCUGGUGCUAUUUAAAAGCAGGAAGCUGGCUUCUGAAGCCAAGUUGUUGUGCAAGGAUAUUGGCGGCCAUGUAGAAUUCUUCCCAUGAGUUCUGCCAAUGGCUGUACAAGUGUAUUCUGAUUAUUCUUUCAAUCAAAAAUAUUGAAUGAUUAGUUCUCAAACCGUUGGUGUUUUACUGUGGUUGGAGCAUACAAAAUGCUCCGUGAUACGUCUUGUGAUAGUUCUACAUGUUCUUAGAUUUUCAUACUUGAAACAGGUGGCAAUGAAUUAGGCAGACAUGCCGAUUAGCCAAACAAAGGCGAAAAUACAGUUUGCUUUUCUUCCCUGUGGG